AUGGGUAUAACAAAGUUACGCCUGCGAAAUUUUGAUGGUGAAAGGAGUGAUUUCGAUAUCCCCAAUGUUUCAUAUUUGGAACAAGGGGAUGCUUUUCUAUUUUUAAUCCAAUUCAAAAAAGGGAUGGUUGCAAUCCCGGCUAUUUCCCAUGCCCAAGUAGUCUACUUUGUUGUUCAACAGAAUGCGGCUCAGCUUGCGGUAUUGCCUACUGUUGUCCGCCAGGCCAUCAUUGUUGUUGGGCAGGCGCUUAUUGUUGUCCGAUAG
This is a messenger RNA of Paraglomus brasilianum, 264 nucleotides long. NCBI's taxonomy places the organism in Eukaryota, Fungi, Glomeromycota, Glomeromycetes, Paraglomerales, Paraglomeraceae. The record is from the annotation of a GenBank genome assembly.